UCUUCCUCUUCCCUCUAUAUAGUCUCAUUUCUGAUUUCUAUAAUCCCCCUUUUUUCUCUCUCCUCCGUGUCUGCUAAUCACACCAACAGUGAAGAAUUUUCCACUCGAAAUAGAGGCUGCAAUACCCAUUUUCUACUGUUCAAAGUUUCCCUAAAUAAAGAUCUUAAUUGGGUAAAAAAUGUAUUGAAUUCCCACCAAAUCCUGCUUGUUUUUGGUGCAAUUGCUUCAUAAAUUUUACUGGGUUUCUUGUAACUUUUCUAUUAUUUUAAGAGAUCUUUGUUGAUUGGAAGUUUCGUCAGUGAUCUGGGUUGUUACUCUGAACUGGGUAUGUUAGGGUUUUAGCAUGGAGUUGAAGAAACAAAAGACAGUAAGGUUUUACUCUACUGGGAAAAAGGACCCAGAUAUUGUAUUGCCAAAAUCAGACCCUACGAGAUUAGAUAAGUCAGCAUCUGCUUAUAAGCAUUCAUCAAUCUAUUUCAAUGGUAGUGGGAAUUUAGGGGUUAGUGGUAGAAUAGGAGAAGCAUAUAAGUAUGGUAAGACUAAGGUUUCCCCACCAGAAGAGGAGGAGGAAUCAUGGAGGAAGAAGAUACUAGAUCCUGGAGGUGAUAUUGUGCUAAGAUGGAACAAGAUAUUCAUUGUUGCGUGUUUGCUAGCGCUGUUCAUUGACCCGUUAUACUUUUAUCUACCUGGGAUAGCUGGGGAUAAUAAGACUUCUUGUGUGAAAACAGACUUACAUUUGCAAAUUUUUGUUACCUUGUGCCGGACGAUUGCGGAUCUCUUUUACCUUCUGCACUUGUUUAUCAAAUUCAGAACAGCUUAUGUUGCUCCUAGUUCUCGGGUUUUUGGAAGGGGUGAGCUUGUGAGGGACCCCAAGAUGAUUGCAAGGAGGUACUUAAAAUCCGAUUUCUUCGUUGAUGUUAUUGCCACAUUGCCUCUGCCACAGAUUGUAAUCUGGUUCAUCAUACCUGCAUCGAGAAGUCCGAGAACUGAUCACAAUAACAAUGCUCUUGCGCUCAUUGUUUUGCUUCAGUAUAUUCCUCGCUUAUAUGUGAUUUUCCCCUUGAGUUCUGAAAUCAUCAAGGCCACUGGAGUUGUCACAAAGACUGCAUGGGCUGGUGCAGCAUACAAUCUGCUAUUAUAUAUCUUGGCUAGCCAUGUUCUGGGGGCAGCAUGGUAUUUACUAUCAAUUGAGAGGUACACACACUGUUGGAAGUCCAGCUGCAGACUUGAAAAAGGCCCUCCAAAAUGCGAGCUUCAUUUUUUAGAUUGUGAUAUGUUCAAGAAUUUAAAUCGUGUGGCUUGGGCCAAUGGAACUAGUGUGUUCAGCAACUGCGAUCCAAAACGAAGUAAGAGCUUCCCUUAUGGAAUUUUUGAGGACGCAGUGAAGAAGAAUGUUGUCUCCUCUAAUUUCAUCCGGAAGUACUUCUAUUGUUUAUGGUGGGGCUUGCAACAAUUAAGUUCAUAUGGCCAGAAUCUAAAUACAAGCACAUUUAUUGGGGAGACAUCAUUUGCCAUACUCAUUGCAAUCUUGGGUCUUGUCUUAUUCGCACAUUUGAUUGGGAAUAUGCAGACUUAUCUUCAAUCUAUCACUGUGAGGCUUGAAGAGUGGAGACUCAAGCGAAGAGAUACUGAAGAAUGGAUGAAGCAUCGGCAACUCCCUGAAGAUCUGAAACAGCGUGUCCGACGUUUUGUACAGUAUAAAUGGCUUGCAACUCGAGGGGUGGAUGAAGAAACAAUUCUGACUAGCUUACCUGUUGACCUACGCAGAGACAUUCAGAGUCACCUGUGCUUGGACCUUGUUCGAAGGGUUCCUUUCUUCUCACAGAUGGAUGAUCAGCUACUAGAUGCAAUCUGUGAACGUCUUGUAUCCUCAUUAUGUACGGAGGGCACAUAUAUUGUUCGGGAGGGUGAUCCUGUAACAGAGAUGCUUUUCAUAAUUAGAGGGAGAUUAGAGAGCUCCACCACAAACGGGGGUCGAACUGGAUUUUUUAACUCGAUUACUUUGAAACCUGGUGACUUUUGUGGUGAAGAGUUACUGGGUUGGGCUCUUCAUCCAAAAUCCUCUCUAAAUCUUCCGUCAUCAACCAGAACUGUGAGAGCCCUUGUUGAAGUAGAAGCCUUUGCCCUUAGAGCAGAAGAUCUCAAGUUUGUAGCCAACCAAUUCAGACGACUUCAUAGCAAGAAGCUUCAACAUACAUUCAGGUUUUACUCUCAUCAUUGGAGGACAUGGGCUGCCUGCUUUAUACAGGCUGCUUGGCGGCGGUAUAAGAGGAGAAGGUUGGCUAAAAGUCUCUCUUCCUUGGAUUCUUUCACAUCUGAAAGAGAUGAUGAUGAAACAAGGGAGGAUGAAGAACCUCUAUGUGUUACUCCUCGGGCAAUAUCAAACCUAGCAGUGACAUUAUUAGCUUCAAAGUUUGCAGCAAAUACCCGGAGAGGUGCUCAGAAGAUUAAGUUGCAGAAACCAGAAGAGCCCGAUUUUUCUGCUGAUCCUGAUGAUGAUUGAUCACAUACUUAAUAUCUGUACAGAAAAGGUUUAUUAUUAGCUUAAAGGUUCAUGAAAGUGGAAGCCAAUGAUUGGCGGUGCACAGAAUUGCUGGAAAUUUCUCUUACUCUGCCGUCAUCUGCAUGUGCCUGCAUUGUUUUGCUUAUCUGCUGGUGCACACAGGAGAAUGAAUUGUUUUCAUGAAGUGCAGAGUGCAACAAAGUGAAAAUGUGGACAAGCAAUUCAUUGAAUUUUGUUACUGGAAUUGUAUACUGGAUCGCAAUAUGGAACUUGAGGAAAUGUAAUUUGAAAUUCGAACCUAUAUUUGUCGAUGAAAUGUUGAUCAUAUAUACAUGUACUGUACACUAAUACCACUGACGAUAUAAAUACAGGUCACUGCUUUUUGUUCGAUAUAAGUAGAUGAUAAUUUUAUUA
Spinacia oleracea (spinach) is the source of this 2917-nucleotide messenger RNA. Its product is annotated as cyclic nucleotide-gated ion channel 17. Gene Ontology annotation, cellular component: membrane. The coding region runs from base 344 to 2503 and encodes 719 amino acids. Lineage: Eukaryota; Viridiplantae; Streptophyta; Magnoliopsida; Caryophyllales; Amaranthaceae. The record is from RefSeq and is a predicted model, not a curated record. Gene Ontology annotation, molecular function: monoatomic ion channel activity. The transcript is spliced from 7 exons. Gene Ontology annotation, biological process: transmembrane transport; monoatomic ion transport.